AUGGAUACCGGAAUCCAUCCUUACCCAAGCAUGGAUCCUCCUUUCGAUCACUUCGAGCUGGUAGCGCGGCAGAAUGGCAACCAAGGACAAAUGCAAGAUGCCACCAACGCACUCGCAGAGUUUGGGGGCUUCCAGAACUUCUCCUCGAGAAAAUACGAUGCCUACGUCUUCACGCUCGAUUGGAAGACGACUGGGUGCUAUCAAAGAGGUGUCCUGCCCGUGCCAUUGGCGAAGAACGACACUUGUUUGCCUGGCUGGCAUUGCCCGAACUCUGACUUCUACAACCCUCCUCAAUUCUGCGCCCCGACGCCCGAGUGUGCUGUCUUUCGAGCCGGCAAAAUGACGUGCGAACCGCAAGGGGUGUACGAGCCGAAGAUCUGCGCGAACGGCUUCUACUGUCCUGGAGCACCCAAUGGACACCUCCAGCUCCCUUGCCCCGAAGGCACGUUCUGCCCGACAGGAGCGAAAGAGCCAUUCAACUGCACCGGGGGAGCGAUAUGCCCAGAGAAGAGUCAGCGACAACUCGUUAUAGCACCGCUGUUCGUCAUGAUUAUCAUCGACGUAGUGUUGCUGGUGAUUGUUGGAAUCGGGUUCGGUGUCACCAAGUGGAGAAGAAGUCGGCCGAAGAAAUACACAACUCUGGACGCUGGUGACGGGAACUCGGAUAAUAUCGAACUCCUGCUUGCCGCACGAGCACCACCCAGGUCUUCUCGAGUAUCGGUGUCUGCGCCAGCACCACCGCCUCACUCGCCGUAUGCGCAAUACUCACCUCCGCAGAGCGAUUACAUGCAACCAUACGCACCGCCCUACAGCCAACCUCAGACACCACAGCCGUAUCCUGAGUCGUACCCGCCUUCCUACAAUCAACCCUACAACCCGUCUGUGUCUCCGAGACCUCCUACCUUGACCCACGCACGUCGGGCGUCCGGACGUGUGGACAACAUGGAUGGCUAUGUGGACGACGACCUCUCCGACUACGGCGACUACGAGCCGGAAGACGACUUUCACAACUCGCCCGACUUCCAGCGCUUCAUUCGCUCGAUGAGCAAGACAAUUGAGACUUCUUCGAUUGGUCUCUCCUUCGACUUCGAGAAUUUGACAUAUGCAACGAAGAACGGCAAAGGCAAGAAGAUUCUGUCCGGCGUAACUGGAACGAUGCCUCGCGGUAGCUGUUGGGGUAUCAUGGGCGGAUCUGGCGCAGGCAAGAGUACAUUUGUGAACGUGCUGAUGGGCAAGCUGCAAGCGACCGCUGGCACGAUGAAGAUCAAUGGCUGGCAGAAGGACAUGUCGAAGUACAAGAAGUUGAUUGGAUACGUGCCGCAAGACGAUAUCAUUUUCCCGGAGCUGACGGUGCGGGAGAAUAUUCUACACUCAGCGCGGGUCAGAUUGCCGGCGAGCUGGAGGGACAAGGCGAUCCAGGAUCAUGUGGACAGCUUAAUUGCGUGUCUGCAGCUCACCCACGUCCAGCAUUCCCGGGUUGGGGAUGCCAGGAAGCCUGUUAUCAGUGGAGGGCAACGAAAGCGUGUGAACAUUGGUAUCGAGCUCGCGGCAGCCCCCAUGGCCAUCUUCCUGGACGAGCCGACGAGUGGUCUCGAUGCAACAUCCGCAGCAACCAUCAUGCGACUUAUCAAGGGCAUCUCGAAGCUCGGAGUCACCACAAUCGCCAUUAUCCACCAACCUCGCGAGCAGAUCUUCGCCGGUUUCGACCAGCUCCUCCUCCUCGCCGAAGGCCAAAGCGUCUACUCCGGUCCCACCGAAGACGUAUCCUCCUACUUCGAGAACCUAGGCUUCGCCUUCCCCCAACGCGCCAACCCCGCCGACACCCUGAUCGACAUCAUCACCGGCGACGGCGCCCAGUACACUAUGUCCGGCAAACGCGACACCGACGUCAGGACCCUCAUCAACACCUGGCAGACCUCCGGCCAAUACAACCGCAGCGGCAAGCACCUCUCCGUCUCCUCCUUCAACGACGCCGCUACUAAGCGCAGCCGUCGCGCUUCCAACCAGUCUCUCAACUCCACCGCCGAGCAGGAGGAAUCUCUCGUCCGGACUAUGAAGGCCCGAGGCGCCACGUGGCCGGCACAAGUGUUCUACUGCUGGAAACGCGCCAUGACGCAGCAAGUCCGCAACGCCACCUCAUUCUUCUUUGAGAUCGGCGUCGGAGCGCUCGCGGGUGUUAUUAUCGGGUUAUCGGCCUUCGCGUCCGCUGGGCACUUAUUCCAGGGCAUCUACCACCCGCCGUUCACCUCCCUCAGCUCCGCAGUCGACUACUCCAGCACGCCGCAACUCGGUCUCCUCGGCGGUCUGGCCAUCGGUCUCGCGGCUUCCGCGCCAGGGUUUUGGGUCUUCGGCGAGGAGAAACAGAUGUACUACCGCGAAACUGCCUCGGGGCAUUCGAGGAGCGCUUACUACGUUGGCAAACUCAUCGCCACUCUGCUGCGGAUCGCGCUGAGUGCGUUCCACUUCACCGUCUUCCUCGGCGUCCUCGCUACACCUUUAAUCGCGUUCCAAUGGAUGUACGUGGUCAAUUUGCUCUACUUCUGGUGCGUGUACGGUCUGGCUUCCAUCGUGAGCAUGAUUGUGAAGCGAGAAGAUGGGCCUUUGAUCGCUGUGCUCGGCUCGUUGGUGAUUGGCGUGUUAGGCGGUGUAGCGCCUCCACUGAGCACGGUGAAGAGCUGGGGUUUGGAGUGGCUUUGGCGAGCUAGUCCUGGUGUGUGGUUGACGGAAGCGUAUUUCACGGAGAAUCUGACGCCCUUGGGGUAUUUGUAUGAGUUGGACCUUGCGGCCUCAGCGACGGGGUUUACGCUGGGGCAGUAUGGGUUGGAUGUUGGGAUCUUGUUUCUGAUCGGCUUCGUCUACCGCAUCGUGGCGUACCUGUUACUGGUGUUCUUGCAUCGCGACAAGCAACGGUGA
Saxophila tyrrhenica is the source of this 2913-nucleotide messenger RNA. RefSeq lists its product as uncharacterized. The record is from RefSeq and is a predicted model, not a curated record. NCBI's taxonomy places the organism in Eukaryota, Fungi, Ascomycota, Dothideomycetes, Mycosphaerellales, Extremaceae. Gene Ontology annotation, biological process: transmembrane transport. Gene Ontology annotation, cellular component: membrane. The transcript is spliced from 3 exons. Gene Ontology annotation, molecular function: ABC-type transporter activity; ATP hydrolysis activity; ATP binding. The coding region runs from base 1 to 2913 and encodes 970 amino acids.